AUGCGUCAGCUGAAGGGCAAGGUGAAGAAGGAGUCCUGUAAGGAUAAGAAGGAGCGGAAGGCGGCCAUCUUGUCGGCACGGCAACAGGUGCUGACGGUGGUGGUUCCCACGCUGGUCGGACUCGUCAUCGCCAUCGUGCUCUUUGUUUACGUAGCAACCAGGCCAGCGGACACUAUGGAGGAAGAAGGUAAGAGGGUGUGUGUGGGAUAUGAGGACGGCUCCGUGCGGCUCUGGGACCUGAAGCAGGGAAACGCCCUCCACGUCAUCAAGGGCAGCGAUGGCCACCAGGGGGCUUUGACAUGUCUGGACGUCAACAAGGACGGAACUCUGGUGAUCACCGGGGCAACGGACGGCCAGGCCAAACUCAUCAACACAAACACCGGCAAGGUGGUGUGUUCGUUCUCUGUGGACCCUAAAUCCAGAAGACCAGAUGACGAUGAGGAAUCCAACUCAGUAGAAUCAAUCGGGUUCUGCAAAACGUUGCCCCUGGUAGCGGUGGGCUAUCUGGAUGGAACUCUGGGGGUGUUUGAUCUCUCCACUCAGACGCUCAGACACAGAUGCCAACACCAGGCCGGUAUAGUGCAUCUCCAAUGGGAGGAGUCCUCCUCAGUAGUGGCCACCUGUAGUCUGGACGGGGCGGUUCGGUUCUGGGACGCCAGAUCAGGAGCUGUGGUGGCGACAUACAGAGGACACACUGCAGAAAUACUGGACUUCACACUCACCAGAGACGCCUCCAUCGCCAUGACAGCAGGAGGAGACCACAAGGCCAACGUUUUCUGUCUGCAGAGACCCGACCGCUAACACCAGAACCAGAACCAGGAACCUAGAACCAGGAACCCAGAACUGAGAACCAGGAGACCUGACGGCUAACCGCUAACCAGAACUAAGACCCUAAACCAUAAACCCACAAUAGAACCACACCACAGACCCCACCGCUAUCCAGAACCCUUAACCCACAUCACAGACCCUGUUGCUAACCGCUAACCAGAACCCACAACCACAGAACCAGCCGCUAACCGCUAGCACCAAGAGACUGCUAUCGAAGACCCA
Engraulis encrasicolus (European anchovy) is the source of this 1050-nucleotide messenger RNA. Its product is annotated as angio-associated migratory cell protein-like. Gene Ontology annotation, cellular component: cytosol. The transcript is spliced from 8 exons. Lineage: Eukaryota; Metazoa; Chordata; Actinopteri; Clupeiformes; Engraulidae. Gene Ontology annotation, molecular function: protein binding. The coding region runs from base 1 to 801 and encodes 266 amino acids. The record is from RefSeq and is a predicted model, not a curated record.